This is a messenger RNA of Acipenser ruthenus (sterlet), 4499 nucleotides long. Its product is annotated as FHF complex subunit HOOK interacting protein 2A-like. Lineage: Eukaryota; Metazoa; Chordata; Actinopteri; Acipenseriformes; Acipenseridae. The coding region runs from base 219 to 2633 and encodes 804 amino acids. The transcript has 18 exons. The record is from RefSeq and is a predicted model, not a curated record.
UACGUCAGCGACAGUUAACAGUGUAACCGGGACAGGCUAUGCUGCUGUGUGGCUUCUCGUUUAUUAUUUUAUUGUUGUAACAUUUUUAAUUUUUUUCUUUCUUGUGUCGAGUGUUGCUGUAUGACACCUCCACUCUGGAUCGCGGCGGCACCAACAGGAAGAAGAUUGAGGAAUUCUCUAAAUCUUCUCGGGAGAAACUGCUGCAGUCGAAAAACAAAAUGUUUUCCAAAUUCACCUCCAUCCUCCAGCACGCAGUCGAGGCGCUCGCUCCUUCACUUCCCUUGCAAGAGGAUUUUGUGUACCACUGGAAGGCAAUCACACAUUACUAUAUAGAAACGUCAGAUGAUAAAGCCCCAGUGACAGACACAAACAUCCCCUCCCAUCUGGAGCAGAUGCUUGACAUCCUGAUACAGGAGGAGAAUGAGCGUGAGUCUGGAGAGACGGGGCCCUGCAUGGAGUAUUUACUGCAUCACAAGAUCCUGGAGACCCUCUACACGCUGGGCAAAGCUGAUUGCCCGCCUGGAAUGAAGCAGCAGGUGUUGUCAUUCUAUACAAAACUUCUAGGAAGAAUCCGUCAGCCCCUGCUUCCCCACAUCAAUGUGCACAGGCCAGUUCAGAAACUUAUCCGUCUUUGUGGAGAGGUUCUAACAGCUCCUACCGAGAAUGAAGAAAUCCAGUUUCUCUGUAUAGUGUGUGCAAAGCUGAAGCAAGACCCCUACCUGGUCAACUUUUUCUUAGAGGUGAAGCAGGAUCCUGUCCUGCACUCUUACAGAAGGCAGGUGAGCAGCCAGGCUGCAGAAACUACAUUGAACAAGUCAAAGGCAGGUGCAAGCGGGUCCUCCAUCCCUGUUAGAGAAAGCAUAUCGGGAAAACUCAAGGAACCCAGUGCUUCCUCCGCUUCAGAUACUGGGCAGACUGAGCUCACUGGAGAACCAGGAGCAGCUACCAACAAUGAAACUGAGUCGACGGAACAGACUUCCGAGGAGCCUGCCUCAGUGAACACAUUGCAUAUACCGUCGCAGAACAAGACUGCUGCUGAGGAGUCUGCCUCUGUGAACACAUUGCAUAUACCGUCGCAGAACGAGCCCGCUGCAAAUUGUCCCAACCAGGACUACAAUCUAGUCAAUUCUUUGCUUAAUCUAACAAGGAGCCCUGAUGGACGGAUUGUAGUGAAAGCCUGUGAAGGUCUUAUGUUGUUAGUGAGUUUGCCUGAGCCAGCAGCUGCCAAGUGCCUGACAGAGAACACUGCCCUGUGUGAGCUUCUGACAGAGAGGCUGACUGUGUUCUACAAAGCACUGCCGCAGUCAAUGGAUCCACUGGAUAUCGAGACUGUCGAGUCAGUUAACUGGGGAUUGGAUGCAUACAGCGGCAAAGAAGACACGACAGCAUUCCCAGGAAAGCGAGCCCUCAUCUCUUUCCUUUCUUGGUUGGAUUACUGUGAUCAGCUUAUCAAAGAAGCACAGAAGACUGCUGCAGUAACACUUGCAAGAUACGUGCGGGAGAGGUUCUUUGUUUCUGUCAUGGAGCCACAGUUAAUGCAGACGUCUGAAAUUGGAAUUCUGACCUCCACAGCUCUGCUAAACCGUCUCAUUCGCCAGGUCACGUCUGGGGCUUUGCUGCAGGAGACAAUUUACUUUAUUCUGGGGGAGCAGAGAGAGCCUGAAACACUGGCGGGCAUUAAUAGUUAUCCUCUGAGGCACCGACUCAUAGAGCAUUGUGAUCAUCUUUCAGAUGAGAUCAGUAUAAUGACCCUAAGAAUGUUUGAGCACCUUUUACAAAAACCCAGUGAGCACAUAAUUUACAACCUGGUCAUCAGAAACUUGGAGGAGAGAAACUACACCGAAUACAAACCUCCCUGUCAAGAAGACAAAGACAUGGUGGAAAACGGACAAAUAGCUGGAGCCAUAGACCUAGAGGAAGAUCCUCUUUUUACAGACCUUUCACCUGGCAACAGAUUAUCAGCUGAUUGGCUGAGUGGAUCCCCGCCUCAAACUCCAGACCACACAAAAUCUGAUGGCAAGACAGAGGUUCAUAAAAUUGUAAAUAGCUUCCUUUGUUUAGUCCCAGAUGAAGCAAAAUCUUCAUAUCAUGUAGAAGGCACAGGUUAUGAUACCUACCUCAGAGAUGCACAUAGACAGUUCCGUGAAUUCUGUGCUUUCUGCACGAGAUGGGAGUGGCCAGGAGCACCGAAGACAUUUGAAAAGUGUCGUUUGGAUGCUGCUUUCUUUGAGGGGCAUUUCCUUAAAGUUCUUUUUGACCGGAUGGGUAGGAUCCUUGAUCAGCCUUAUGAUGUGAAUUUACAAGUGACUUCAGUGUUGUCGAAAUUGUCCAUGUUUCCCCACCCUCACAUACACGAGUACUUAUUAGACCCCUACAUCAACCUAGCUCCAGGCUGUCGGUCUCUCUUCUCUGUGAUUGUCAGGGUGGUUGGAGACCUUAUGUUAAGAAUCCAGCGCAUCCCAGAUUUUACCCCUAAACUUCUGCAGGUCAGAAAGCGAUUGCUGGGAAUGGACCCUGAAGAUGCAGUCAUUGAUCACAGUACCUUGUUGGAGGGUGUGAUUGUCCUGGAGGAGUUUUGUAAGGAGUUGGCAGCAAUAGCAUUUGUUAAAUUUCACGCAUCAACAACGCCAUAGAGGACAUUGUAAUGCACACUGUGACUGUCACAUACUUUAAACAAGACAAUUUGGAAGCUCAACAGAUGUGCUGCAGUGAGUUGUCAGGAGAGCAGAACUAAGAAGCCCUUUAUUCUUUAACAAAAAUCUGUCCUUUUUCAUGACUGCUGAUCAUGACAGGCCACCAAUUAACAACCUGGCUUUGAUACAGCCUGAUUCUUUAGUUGUCGCAUCUUUUUGACUAAUGGUCAUGUUCUUAGACCUACAACUGCUAAACCAAAAGCUAAAUUAUGACCCUGUGAAGAUCUUAUAGGAUAAAGAAGGGAACUGGUUUGAAAAGAGUUGGAAAGACUUGGACCAAGAACAGAAGGAAAAUUUACUACAAUACAUGUAUCAUCCUGCUUAAUGUAUAUGGUGCAAAAACAUGCCUAGCUGUCUUUUUUACAUUUUAUUUUAUAACAUUUUUCUUAAACUGGAUGAGAAAAGGGAGGGGGUAAAAGAAAACACAAAAAACACCAUGGGUUUGCGUGCAAAAACUGCCUCUGUUCUUAACAAUUCUUUUUAAAUAAAGCUAGGUGUUUUCUGUUUUGUUUUUCAUUUGAGCAUUUUUAGUGCAGAUAUUUUAGCAUUAUACCCAAAAAUGAAUAUGGACAGAAGUGUAAAUACAAGAACACAACUUGUAGACCAAAACUGACGACAGACUGCACAAACGAUGUGUAAAAUAUGCAUUUUGCAUAAUUAAGGUAAUAGAAACACAAAAAGAAAAUUAAAUUCAGACCGAAUACCCAAAACAAUUGGUAGAAAAACCAUUCGUCAAUUUAAACAUUAAGCUUUGUUGUUGCUAUUUAAUGUGUGUGCUUUACAGCCCAGUAUGGUGGUAAAUAAACAAACUAGAGCAGUGCUGUGAUGCUUACAAACCCUCAAAAGAUUUGAAAUGAACACACUGUAGUAUAGAUUUUAAUGGACCAAAUUGGAUUUUAUAUAUACAUAUAUUCAGAGAAAAACUUUUUUACUACCUACAUUUGCACUUUUUAUAAAAAAUAAAAAUAGAAAUUGUGAUUGUGGAGUAGUGUAUUACGUGUUCCAGGUUAUAGUUUUAGGUUUUUUUUGCUAAAACAGUGUUUGCUAUUUAACUGGGGCUGUUGCUUUGUUAAACCAUCGUGUUGUCGUCUGUGCCUUGGGAAUGGGCAUGAUUUUAGGUAUUAUAUUUUAUUUUUGUAGGAAUGUUUCUUUUUGUAUAAGGGAUUAAUUGAUACAACUUCGUGAACAACGCACAGAUAGAAUUAUACCAGGUGCAUAACAUUUUAGCAGAUUUUUUAAAUGUAAACAAUUUAAAUGAAACUCCUCAAUCAGGAAUCACUAGUUAAUGUUUUAACACAAAUCUAGGUCUCAUCUUGUUAAAUGAAGGCUUCAUAUCCAGUGAUAAUAAUGUCAAGUACUGUAUGUUUAUCGUAACACUUAACCAAGCAGGGUUUAUGGAUUUCAGAUGCAGAUUUAAACAUGGAGUUGGCCUAAAUGACUUCAAUGACUAGAAAAAAUAUGACUAGAAAAAAUAAGAGGUUUAAAAAGUAACAUUGGCCACUUAUAGUAUUAACCUUUAUCAACCCGAGAGACAAAGUGAAACCAAACCAGACUACAAGCCGUCUUGAACACGAUUGCUGUGCAUUCCUGUUGUCCUGAACAUGAAAUGAUGUAUCUUUCUUGUAUUUGCCAUGUCUACUGUCUGGUAGCAGUGUAUUGUUCUGUGGGGUUUUUUUUUGUUUGUUUUUGGGGUUUUUUAAGAAUGCGGGAGACGGCCUUUGUGUUUCUUAGGGUUGUCUGUCCACUUUAUGCAAACUUGUUGUUUUAAAAAUUGGACAUUGAUUUAAAAAAAAAAAAAAAAACUGU